Messenger RNA from Adineta ricciae, 516 nucleotides. The record is from the annotation of a GenBank genome assembly. NCBI's taxonomy places the organism in Eukaryota, Metazoa, Rotifera, Eurotatoria, Adinetida, Adinetidae.
AUGUCAGCUCGUAAAGUUCUCAUUCUGUUUCUGAUCGCGUUAAUCUUUCUCAUCCCCUUGGUUGAGUUAUCGAUCGGGUUUUACUAUGUUGAUUCUGUUCAACUGUGUCCGUUACAACCUGACACUGCGCUAUUCUUGUCGAUCGGCGGUGUAUUUUUGGCAAUCUUUUUUGCAGCUGCAUUGGGUUUCAUCUAUUCUAUAACUCCAGCACGAUUCAAAGCUGCCAAAGGACUAACAACAGCACAGAUAAGUGCGAAAGGAAGUAGUGUGGGAAUGCAGAUAUUAAUCGGUGCGAUUGCAUUCAUAUUCGGUGCAUGUGCAUUUAUAUUUAUCGUACUUUUGAAUACUCGUGUAUAUGGAAAUAUGAAAAAAGUUCAGUGGACGUCUCCAACCGGCUCAAAUUAUUGUUUAUAUGCAAUCUCUAUCUCCGCAUUUGCCAUGGUCAUCGCGAAUUAUGUCGCUUUUGCAUUGCUUCUCCUCGUUGCAGCAAUUCUAUUACUAGGAAUUGGAUUGUAA